Messenger RNA from Penicillium diatomitis, 1161 nucleotides. RefSeq lists its product as uncharacterized. Gene Ontology annotation, biological process: meiotic DNA double-strand break formation; reciprocal meiotic recombination; meiotic DNA double-strand break processing. Gene Ontology annotation, cellular component: nuclear chromosome. Bases 1 to 1161 code for a protein of 386 amino acids. The transcript is spliced from 7 exons. Gene Ontology annotation, molecular function: ATP binding; DNA binding; DNA topoisomerase type II (double strand cut, ATP-hydrolyzing) activity. The record is from RefSeq and is a predicted model, not a curated record. NCBI's taxonomy places the organism in Eukaryota, Fungi, Ascomycota, Eurotiomycetes, Eurotiales, Aspergillaceae.
AUGUCUCAAGGGUCCUCCUCUGUCCCUCCGGCUAGUCCAACUGUUGAAGAAAGCCAGAGACUCGUGCGCGAAUUUAUUGAUGACAUCCUAAUCAACAUCUUGGAUCAAGUCUCCCUCUCACCAUCCGAAAGUAGACCGUCCAUUACUCUUCGUCGCAGAUCUAAUCAAACACAAUGCACGAUCAACUCACAAACCAGGGCUCUCGAGGCACGUUUGAACGACGUGACAUAUCAUUCUUACUCAUGGCCUGGCAGAACACCAUUUGAGUCAUGGAAAUUCACAGUCAUUAUUCGCAUUCUAUCCAUUAUCGACGAGGCUAUCUGUACUGAGCAAUUGAUUUCCAAAAGAGACAUCUACUACAUCGACCCAGCAUACUUCAAAUCCCAAGCCACCGUCAACGCUGUAGUAGAUGACCUAGCCUUUACGAUUGGGGUGGAUAGAACAUUCCUCAACAUUGAGGCAGCCAGCAAGGGUCUCGUCGCCGGACGUUUCCAAUUGGAACGAGAGUCUCGAGUGAUUGUGGAUGCUAGUAGCGGCGAAGACACAAUGAUCCCUCGAGUACAAGGCAGCGAUACCAUUGACAUCGAGGGAGUCCGCUGGGUAUUCAUCAUCGAAAAAGAGGCUGUUUUCCAUCGAUUGGCUCGAAGCAAUUAUCCCAAGCGAGCCAUUUCAGGAGACGGAAUACUGAUAACGGGAAAAGGCUACCCCGAUGUUAGCACACGCGAAUUCGCACAUCAGCUUUUCAUCGCGUCCAGAAGAUAUGACAGACCACCACACUUCUAUGCUUUGAUGGAUAGCGAUCCACAUGGGAUGGCUAUCAUGUCCACGUAUAAGUAUGGAUCAAUGGCCCAUCUCCAUGAAAAUGCAAGGUUGAGCCUUCCAGGCUUGGAAUGGCUCGGCGUCAGGCUCACGGACGCCAUACUGGCGUCGGAAUCACCCGGUGCAGGUCGAGUCCUCUCUCUGACGGCCAACGACCGCAGGAAAAUUCUCGCCAUGCUUCGCAAGAACCCAGUCUGGGCGAGUGAUGGACCCGAGCGAGAGUGGGUCACAGAGCUGCACCGUAUGUUGCUGCUAAAUGUCAAAGCGGAGAUUGAGAUUUUGUAUGAGCGCGAGGGUGGUCUCGAGGCAUGGAUUGACCGCAAGCUUUUCCGUCAGGAAUGA